AGCCCCUCCUCAACUUUUCACAACGAAGAUUGCUUCUCCCAGGAAUAUAUUCCUAUUAGAAUACACUCUCCAAUAAGUGUGACAUUGAUUUCUUCAUCAUUAGAAAUGGCCUCCUUUUCCUUUCUCUUACUACUCAUCAUUUCUUUCAUGGCCUCCCCUUUGCUAUCUUUAGCUUCCAGGCAAGACUCAAGGAUCCCCAUUAUCUCAGCUUCACCAUCUUCAAAUCCACUUCAGUCUCCUUUCCAAGAAUUGUCACCUGACAUUGCUCCCUUGCUCCCCACUCCUGGCGGAGCGGUGCCUACUACUGGCUCCUCCAUCCCCACUAUUCCCUCCAGCCCCAGCCCCCCAAAUCCAGACGACUUCUCAAUCCUGGGCCCUGACUCUGCCUUUCCGCCUUCUGCGUCUUUUCCGCCUUCAUCCACUGCUCCUGAAAGUUCAGCUAGGUCUCUAAACUUGGCUGCUUUUGUACUUGUACUAUCUUAUUACGCUAGGCUGAUUGCCUGAUGCUAAUUUCUCUCUUUCAUUUUCUUCUUCUCCUAUGGUACAUUAUACGGUGUAUUUAGCUUCUUUCUUAGUUACAAUUUGUUGCUUUUGUCGCUCUUUUAAUAAUUUAUUAGAGUUGUAUGCUUGUAUUCUUUGAGAUAUUAGAGAUAAAUUCGAAUUUCGCUUAGCAUUAGAAACCCUCAUGGAUCUUUAACAAAAUCUACCAUGUAAGCUGAUGCUUCAGCCCACCACCCCACCAAAAAUAUAAAGUUGAUGCUUAUUG
Molecule: messenger RNA, 766 nt
Organism: Rubroshorea leprosula
Lineage: Eukaryota; Viridiplantae; Streptophyta; Magnoliopsida; Malvales; Dipterocarpaceae
Source: the annotation of a GenBank genome assembly